Molecule: messenger RNA, 1798 nt
Organism: Branchiostoma floridae (Florida lancelet)
Lineage: Eukaryota; Metazoa; Chordata; Leptocardii; Amphioxiformes; Branchiostomatidae
Product: repulsive guidance molecule A-like
Exons: 4
Coding region: 16-798 (260 amino acids)
Biological process (GO): BMP signaling pathway
Cellular component (GO): plasma membrane
Molecular function (GO): coreceptor activity
Source: RefSeq, a predicted model, not a curated record
UGUAGCACAACACAAAUGGUGGGCAGCCCUUCGAGCCCACUCGAGAAUGGGCAAUUCACAGCCACAGCGACAACCAAGCUGACGGUGAUUGUGAAGGGAGAGGUGGCGGAAUGUGCGCGGGAAAAGGUCUACCAGGCGCAGCAGAACAACCUCCCGGAUGCCUUCGCUGACGGAACGCGCAGUGGCGGCCCGAACGGAAUCCGCAGCCUCGUGCUCGACGUUCGGGUGCCGGGCAGGCACGUGGAGAUCCACAUCCGGUACAUCGAUACCACCAUCGUGCUGCGCCAGAUCGGGAACUACUUAACGUUUGCGAUCCGGAUGCCUGAGGACGUGAUAAACACGGGUAAUGUUGACGAGGAUGGGCUGCAGCUGUGCGUGAAAGGAUGCCCGCUGAGCGAGAGAAUAGACUACGUGGAGUUCCUGAAGCACCCGCCGCAGUCUUCGAACACGGUGCUUCACCGUAGCGAGGUCGCCAUGCCCAAGGAUUUGGCGAUAGCGAAAUGCCGGCAGAGCAACGUGACAGACUUCUACCUGGAUUCCUGUGUGUUUGACCUCAUGACCACGGGAGACGCCAACUUCACCCUAGCAGCUAAGAGCGCGCUUGAGGAUGUGAAUAGAUUGCAUCCGAACCCCGGGAGAACUCACCGAAACAGAACGAUAGAGUCUCACCUCAACGUUUCACAAACGCCAGUCAACAGUGCCCCGUCGAGAACUCUCCCCAGACGGACGCUCUCCCUGUACAUGUUACUCAUCUCGUGUAUAAUUUUAUUAACUAAUUGGUCAUAUUUUGUAACAUAACUAAUAUAAUAAUCUAAUAUAUAUUUCAAUUAUAAAAAAGACUUUAUAUACAACUCUCACAGCACACGACAGAUGUACAUAUGUUGAGAAGAAUAUGUUGUGCUGGGCUUUUUCUACUAUUGAUAAUUACGGUAGUAGCAUUAGUAGCGAAGGCACCCCUCAUAGUACCUGUACAAACCCUUUCCCCAAGCCGACUAGAGCGAGGAAAAUAACUUAUAAACGCUUCAGAACACGUCUCAGAACUUUCCUCUCUACCUCCCUACCUCCUCUUCUACUGACCACUGGAACACCUAACAUUUAUAUGUAGAUCGAAGUUGUAAAAUUACGACUAGUUGGUCGUAAGCAGAACGAGACCUAUUUCUGAAGUAUUGGAGUAGAAGUCUGAGAAUACAAGGGGAUAGAAAAACAUGAGGGCCAGUUUAACUCAGAUACAAACCAAGAAGGAUAUUUUAGGGGUGGAGGGCUGGGGAAUUGUGUCAUUUUAGUUGGGUGAAAAACUCAGAUCAGUACAUGGGAAGGAUAAAUUCAAAAAAGAAUUUGAAAUUUUGAGAAUUUGCUUCCAGGAAAAUUGUACAACCACCCUUCAUAUAUUUCUUGGCUUGUCCCUGAGUUGACACCACAUACUCUCAUAUUUACAUUUGUUAGGGUUUAAAAAAAAACUGCUUUUCAUUUUUAAGGGUUGGAAAAACCUGUUAUGGUGCUGCAGACUUGAAAUGAAUAGGAAAAAUUCUUCCCUUCCAAACUGUUCUGUCCAACCCAGAUGGCGUUUGAACCCCCCAGUCUAACCUUAUUGUUAGUCACCUUGCAGUUGCCAUUCCAACAUGGCGGUUCGGUUCAGUUUACCUCAGUUCGGUUCUUGUUGUUAAGAAAACCUGCGCCCUCCCCUCUCUCCUACUGGCAUGUUAGGUAUAGUUGUAUAUUUUAAAUUAUUCAAAAAGACUUACUAAAAGUAUUCCUCUUCUAAGGAAGUUGUAAAAAAUAAAGAAACGUUAAAGAAAAG